AGAAGUGUAAAUUUCAUAUUGUUGAUUGGUUAUUUCUAGAUAAUAAUUAUAAAACAUAAAUAAAAUACACUACCAACAUUUUAAAAUCCAAUUCGUAUUUAUAUUUCACAACAGCAAAAUUAUUAUAGUUUCGAUAUUCCUUAGGCUCAGGUUAUAAACCAAAAUAUCUGAGAAGAAAUUGGAGAGGUCCAAAUUCAACUCAGCAAUAUGGCAUUAGUGGAACACGGAAAAAUUAUUGAAUUUCUUGAAUUAGUUGGUCGUCUAAAGCAUAUUAAACGAACAGGAUGGCUGCUCUGCGAUAUAAAUGAUUGUGAAACCAUUGCUGGCCACAUGUAUAGAAUGGGCCUUAUGACAUUCCUCCUAACUGAAGAAAAUAAUCCUACAAAAUUAGACCGAUUUAAAUGUCUGCAAAUUGCACUUAUCCACGAUUUAGCAGAAUGUAUUGUGGGAGACCUUACUCCUCAUUGUGGAGUUUCACCAGAAGAGAAGCAUAGAAGAGAGGAAGAAGCUAUGAAACAGAUAGCUGAACUCACAGGAAUAGCUGGUGAUAGGAUGUAUAAUCUCUAUAUGGAAUAUGAAACUCAAAGUUCUCCAGAAGCAAAGUUUGCCAAAGAUUUAGACAGAUAUGACAUGAUUCUGCAAGCGUUUGAAUAUGAGAAGAGAGAAAAUUCACCAAAAAUAUUAGAAGAAUUUUUCACUUCAACAUAUGGGAAGUUUACCCAUCCAUUUAUUCAAGAUUUGGCUAAGGAGCUUUAUAAGCAACGUGAUGAAUUUGCAAACAAUCAUUCGGGGAUUGGGGCAACAACUUAACUCCAUUGAAUUUAUAUUAUGAGUCAGUUAAAAAGUUACCGAGGCCUAAUUUAAUACAAAAUCUUUAAUAGAGGUAAUGCAUUUUUAUAUCACACAUAAAAAAUAUGAAAAUGCAGUGAUAUACUAUCCAAAUACGCAUAGUAUUUAUAUGUAAGUAGGUAGAAAUGUAUUAAUUUUAAGUAAAACAAAGCUUUCAAAGCUCGAAUUUUUCUGUACAAUUGAUAUUGAAAUAUUUCACAUGAAAUUUUAUGAGGCACAUAAUUUUUAUUUUAUUUAUCUAUCUGUCUUUUUAGUUUUUGUCUUUACAUUUUUAGUUAUAGUUUAUUAAUGUACUUACUCAAAAUUUACAUUAUCAAAAUGUUCUAUAGCUCUUACUUGAUUUAGUUUUCAUUAAAUAUAUCCAGCUAAAUAAUAGGGAUCUAUAGUCAACAAAGAACUGUACAAUUGUCUGUCCCUGGUUUAGCUCAAAAACAACUGAUACAAGGAAGUUGCAAUAUGGCAUGUAGUUAAUAUAGAAUAUGUGUUCAUGACGUCGAAAAGUUUUUUUUUUUGGUCUUCCACAUACUGUGGGGUUUCAAUAGUUUUUUCAGUGGCAAUACACCUAUUGUGACUUAUUAAUUCAAACAUGCAAACAAUUCAACAAUUACUUAAGCAUAAUAAUUACCUAUUUAUUUUUACAAUCCUUUGUCGUUCUAUGCAAAACGCUUCAUGUAUUUAAAUAUAAAAAGUAAUUUAAACUGAAUUUUGUUCUAUAUAGUUCCAUAAACUAAAAAUGGCUUUUUUAAACACAAUAUUAUAUUCUAUAUCUGUAAAGGCAUAAUUGUUCCAUUAUAUGAAGCAGUAUUUGUGCAAUAUAUUUCAAAAUGCAAUAAAUUAUUUUAUAUUAUAUAAAUACUUCAAUACUACACUUCAUUGUUUUUUUUUUUAGUUGUGAGUAAUUUUUUAAGAUCGUCGGUACGUACCGCAUUCUUUAACUAUUGUCUUUUAAUGCAAUGCAUUUCAAUAAUAUAUCCUUAACUGAAUUAACAGCCUUGAAAA
Messenger RNA from Zerene cesonia (dogface butterfly), 1848 nucleotides. Its product is annotated as 5'-deoxynucleotidase HDDC2. The transcript has 4 exons. The record is from RefSeq and is a predicted model, not a curated record. Gene Ontology annotation, molecular function: 5'-deoxynucleotidase activity. Gene Ontology annotation, cellular component: cytoplasm. Bases 208 to 810 code for a protein of 200 amino acids. NCBI's taxonomy places the organism in Eukaryota, Metazoa, Arthropoda, Insecta, Lepidoptera, Pieridae.